Molecule: messenger RNA, 2313 nt
Organism: Linum trigynum
Lineage: Eukaryota; Viridiplantae; Streptophyta; Magnoliopsida; Malpighiales; Linaceae
Source: the annotation of a GenBank genome assembly
CACCAAACAGUUCACCAACAUCCUUACUUCCUCCCUCCCUUAAAACUAAUACUCCCAAAUUAAAACUCCCAACUUUGCCCCAUCCAAACCCCAUUUCUCCCUUACCUUCGCCACACAACACGACACGUGGCUCGUGGCAGAUUCGUAAAUUCCUCCUCCCCACCACCCCAAACCCGUCUUUCCACCCCCACACCAAGUAGGCACCCCGGGAAUUCAAUUCCACGCGCGCUGAGCUGGACGUGGGACUCACAACAAUUAAAAGUUCGUUGGGGUAGUUGCAUCCUCCCUCUCCCCCUCUCCAUUUCCCUCCCGCCUUUAAAUUCCCCCCUUUCUCCCAAAGCCUUUCUCCAUUUCCAACCAUCUCUCCCUCAACCCAAAAAAAACCCUCUACGAUUCAAGCUCAUCAAAACAUGGCGGCGGAGAGACCACCACACCCGGUGACAAUCCUCGACCCUCCGCCGCCACCGCCGCCGCCGCAACAACAACCAAAACUCCCAAACUUCCUCCUCUCCGUCCGCCUCAAGUACGUGAAACUCGGCUACCACUACCUCAUCUCCAACGCCAUGUACCUCCUCCUCGUCCCCGUCCUCGCCGUCUCCUCGGCCCACCUCUCCACCCUCUCGGCCCAAGACCUCCUCCGCCUCUGGGCCCAGCUCCGCUUCCACACCGUCUCCGUCGCCCUCUGCUCGGGCCUCCUCAUCUUCCUCGCCACCCUCUACUUCACGAGCCGGCCCAGGAAGACCUACCUCGUGGACUUCGCCUGCUACAAGCCCGGCCCAGAGCGCGAGUGCACGCGCGAGAUCUUCUACGACCGCUCCAUCCUCGCGGGCAAGUUCACGGACGACAACGUGGCGUUCCAGAAGAAGAUCCUCGAGCGGUCAGGGCUCGGGCAGAAGACGUACCUGCCCGAGGCCGUCAUGGCGGUCCCGCCGAAUCCCAACAUGGACAUGGCCAGAAAAGAGGCAGAGGCCGUGAUGUUCACCGCCAUCGACGAGCUCUUGGACAAGACUGGGGUCAAACCCAAGGAUAUUGGGAUCUUGAUUGUCAACUGUAGCUUGUUCAAUCCGACGCCGUCUUUGUCCGCCAUGGUGGUGAAUCAUUACAAGCUGAGGGGGAAUGUGAUGAGUUAUAAUCUCGGCGGGAUGGGGUGUAGCGCCGGACUUAUCUCCAUCGAUCUCGCCAAGCAGUUAUUGCAGGUACAUCCGAACUCGUACGCCCUCGUGGUGAGCAUGGAAAACAUCACCUUAAACUGGUACUUCGGCAACGACCGCUCCAUGCUGGUCUCCAACUGCCUCUUCCGCAUGGGCGGCGCCGCCAUCCUCCUCUCCAACCGCUCCUCCGACCGCCGCCGCUCCAAGUACCAGCUCAUCCACACCGUCCGCACCCACAAGGGCGCCGACGACCGCUCCUACAGCUGCGUCUUCCAGAAGGAGGACGACACCGGCCGCGUCGGCGUCUCCCUCUCCAAGGACCUCAUGGCCGUCGCCGGUGAGGCCCUCAAGACCAACAUCACCACCCUCGGCCCGCUCGUCCUCCCCAUGUCCGAGCAGCUCCUCUUUUUCAUCACCCUCGUAGCCCGGAAGGUCUUUCAGGUGAAGAAGAUAAAACCGUAUAUCCCGGACUUCAAGCUGGCGUUCGAGCACUUCUGCAUCCACGCCGGCGGGAGGGCAGUGCUGGACGAGCUGGAGAAGAACCUGGAGCUGACGGACUGGCACAUGGAGCCGUCGAGGAUGACACUGCACCGGUUCGGGAACACGUCGAGCAGCUCGCUUUGGUACGAGCUGGCGUACAGCGAGGCGAAGGGGAGGAUCCGGCGAGGGGACCGGACGUGGCAGAUCGCGUUCGGGUCGGGUUUUAAGUGUAAUAGUGCGGUGUGGCGGGCGCUGCGGACGGUUGACCCAGCGAAGGAGAAGAACCCGUGGAUGGAUGAGAUUGGGGAGUAUCCUGUUCACGUGCCCAAGGUGUCUUCCGUUAUGAACAGGGAGAAAUAAGUAGUAAUUAAUGAUGUUUCGGUUCGAUUGAUAUUCAUUUUUCUACAUAAAUUUGUACGUGGGCGGGUGGGAAAACCCUGUUGUUGGAGCUGAAUGGAAGUGUUCAUGAUCAUGUAUGAUGAUAACUGGCAUCCAAGGAGAUAAAUUAGUACGAUUAAGUUCAUGACUAUAAUUGGAAUUCUGUGGUUGUAUCUAUAUCAUUCUCUCUCUUUUUUUUUUUAGAAAUGUAAGUGGGUGCAUGUUAAGUGUUCAGUGUUACAACCCUUACAGGUUUGAUCAGUUCUUUUUGUUCUCGUCACAAGAAUGAAAUUCCCAAUUGACU